Molecule: messenger RNA, 1929 nt
Organism: Morus notabilis
Lineage: Eukaryota; Viridiplantae; Streptophyta; Magnoliopsida; Rosales; Moraceae
Exons: 10
Coding region: 43-1239 (398 amino acids)
Source: RefSeq, a predicted model, not a curated record
CCUCGUGAUACUGCUCUCCAGGUAUAUUUGGCGGCGUCAUCAAUGGCCGCUUCUUCUCCUCCUCCUCCGACUCCGGCAGACACAAUCCAUGGAGGCACUGACGACAGUAGAGCCGGAUCUUCCUCUUUUUUCCGUAAAACAGUAUGCUUGUUCGAUUGGUGGUUGAUCAAAACUGAAAGCGCUUUCCAAGGGAAGAGACUGGGCAUUGCCGGCUUUACUUCUAGAGAACAAAACCGAGCGUUGAGAGCGUUUUCUUCAUCAGCCAUAACCAAAAGAUUUGAUGUCUUCACUCUGGAGACUUCUGAUGGUGUGAGUAUUGUCAUCAAAGGUUUCAUCAACAAACAGAGAACCACCGACAAUGGCUUUCCUUCGGAGGUGUUCAAUGAUUUUAUUUUCGGAUUUCCUCCAAACUGGCAAAAAUAUGCCAUUCACGAAGAUAGCAAUAAGUUGAAUCCUGGACGUGUCUUAGGUGGAACUAUUCAGUCUGGGAGGAAACUGGACGUGUCUGAGAAAUCUCCCAUUCACUUGUUGGCUAAAAUUAGAAGCCAAACGAAGGAUAGGCCAACCGUAGUUUUGGGUUUGGCUUCUAGAUACAAUACGUUGAAUCCUCUUCCAGUAGUUUCUUAUCCUAAGAACAAUCUUGUUCAAAAUGAAGUAGGAGGUGGAAGCAUACUCAUUGCAUCUGGAAAUGAACUUCAAGAGCCAAUGGAUGCAAAUGUGGCUCAAAAACUAGGUGAUGGAUCUGUAAAAGAUGGUCCACAUCAGACUUCCAAAUCUAAACAGGGAAGAAAACCCAAAAAUGUGAAUAGUAAAGCUGCAAAAGAAACUGACACUGAGGAAGAAACUAACACUGAGGAAGAAACUUACACUGAGGAAGAAUUUGACACUAAGGAAGAAAGCACACCACUUAAGAAAACAAAGAGGAAAAUUAUGUUUGAGAAACAAGUACCUCCACAUUCUCCGGAAGAAAAAGCAAUAACGUCUAUAUUUUCUCCAGAAUGUUCGACUGUUAGACAAUCCAGAUCUGGGAGGUUACUGCUACCAACCAUGGAAUUCUGGCGGAACCAAAUGCCAGUUUAUGAUUCGGAACGUAACCUUACUGGAAUUCUAGGAGACCUGCCUGAUUGUAUUGCCAAGAGGAAGGAGAUCCGGAAAAAGCAAAAAAAGGUAAAGGAAUACAAGAAAUACUCACGAUCCAAUUCAAUUUCCAGUUGGUCCGGUGACGAGGACUCGAGUUAAAAGAUUCAAAGAAGAGUUGAAUAACUAAGUCCGAAGAGUUCUACAACAAGAAGAGAGUGUUCAGUACUGAGGGUGAACAAAUGCUGGUUUUACUCAUCAAAGUUGAUCCCGAAGAGAGCCAAUCAGUCAUACACGUCUAUUGAGCUACUGUAUGGCCAACUUGCAUGUUCAUUCCGGGAAGUCCAUUGCAUAUUACGGACUAGCGCCUGGGUAAGUAAAAUAGAGAGACAGGAGCAAACAACAGGUCUAUUUGCUUUGCUUUAGGCCCUGUUCUUUAACUUCCUUUUGCGGGCUUGAGUUGGAGACGAGUAAAAUGUGAAUUUAUGUAAAAAAAAAAUAUAAGUUGAAUUUAAAUUUUUUUUUGAGAUAACUGUGAUUCAAGUGAUGAAAAGAACGGACCUGGAGCUGAAGCAAGCACUUGAACAGCGGAAACCCUUGAUUGAAGCGGAAUUUUCUUUCCUGGAUUGCUGGGCCUAUAUUUUGUCCUCUUUAUUUAAGAACUGUAAUCUAUUAUCUAUUUUUUAUGGUAUAGAUGUAAUCUAUUUUGCAGUAUGGCAAUUCUUCUAAAGUAUAUUGCUCAAAAAAAAAAAAAAAUCUUCUAAAGUAUAGUGUCUGUCUCUAAUGUAUCCAACGUAUGUAACUUCCCAAAAUUAUUAUGUAUUAAGAACAAGAAACAAACUUUUACAAUAA